Lingula anatina is the source of this 1262-nucleotide messenger RNA. RefSeq names its product RING finger protein 215. NCBI's taxonomy places the organism in Eukaryota, Metazoa, Brachiopoda, Lingulata, Lingulida, Lingulidae. The record is from RefSeq and is a predicted model, not a curated record.
UGGUGGACGUCGGGUUGGUAAUUUUAACCAACCUGGCUAUAUUUAGGAGUUCUUCUUCUAAUGUGAAAAAUAUGCACCUUUUGAAUUGUGCACUUUUGAUACUGAUAGCGGUGCCUACAAAUGCAGACCGCAAUGCUGAUGUCACUGUCAACAAACUCGAAGAUUCGGGUGGUAAACUGAAGGAACAAGAUGGCAUGAAAAUGAGGGGAGCAUUUACUAAAGUCGGUGAGGUGAAAAAUGUGAAAGGGCGGCUUAGACAGGUCCCUGUUCGCUGUGAACUUGAUGACUCUUCCUCACCACACCAGGAGAGUGCUCAUGAGUGGAUAGCAGUGUUAGACUACUCAGCUCUCAACGUUGAUGACACGUAUGCAGUCAAUGAUACACAGUGCACAGUACUUGAGAAGGUGAAGAAGGCCAUGCUGUUGGGUGCCUCAGCCAUUAUAAUUCUCACUAUUAAUAGGAAUAUCAUCAAAGAGCUUGACGUGCCACAAGUGUUCAGUAGACCUGUAGUUGUGAUUUAUGCUGCUGAAAAUAUAACUGCUUUUCUUGAAGUUCUCACAAGCAAAAUCAAAGCUUUGGUGCAGAUAACAUACAAUACCUCUAUCCAUGAUCUCCAGAAAAUCUCCACUCUCACCCUGUGGGCCACUUGUGGCAGAUCCAGUGGAGUGGCUACCUUCAAUGAGUGGGAGGGCGUGGUCUGCCUGGGCAAGGAGGAUGACACCAAGACAGACCCUGCCCAAUUCUGGAGUGUCUUCUUCUCAAGCAUUGCCACACUCUUCCUGCUGCUGCUGAUCAAAGCUGGGAGGAGAAGAACUGAGGAUCCUUACCACCAGGUGGAGGUUGCCCUGCGUAAGCUGGCACACACUGCAGUAGCGUCAAUGCAGACUAGACGUUACCAUACCUCAAAGCAUGAUGAUAGUGAGAGAGAUACCUGUGCUGUUUGCUUAGAUGUCUUUCUGCCCAGACAGAAAAUCCGCGUUCUUCCAUGUUAUCAUGAAUUCCAUACAAAAUGUGUGGACACAUGGCUAAUUAAGAAUAGGACAUGCCCCCUGUGUAAGCGCAAUAUAUUAGAACAAAAAAAUGUGCAGUAAUGGAUGACUGUCCUCAUUAGGAUAAUUUUACUGAACAGUUUUUAUGUUCAGUGUUUUAACAUUACAUGCAUGGAUAAGGUAGCUGCCUUUUUGGAUAUUAUUUUACCAGUUACUGGUACACAGUACUGGGGUAUUUGUGUGCUUUUGUAUCUAGUCAAGGUCUUGAUAUCA